GAGGAGCUCGGGGUUGUUUUUCGGCGCCUCCAGUGACGCAGCGCCAGCCCUACUCGGGAAAGGACCCCGCUCGUCUAUUGCGCUGCCUGCCAAAACAACCACCACCAGCAGCCCGGCUUGGCCUCGGGGUCUGUUUGCGGGGGCUCCGUGGGCCGGAGCGGCGGGAAAAAGAGCCAUGGAUCAGUGCGUGACGGUGGAGCGCGAGCUGGAGAAGGUGCUGCAGAAGUUCUCGGGCUACGGGCAGCUCUGCGAGCGGAGCCUGGAGGAGCUGAUCCAGUACGUGGCCGGACUGCGCCGCGAGAUCCUCCAGAGCGAGAAUCAAGAUGGCGAUCUAUCAGGAACCAUAUCGCUUGUUAUGACUCAGUGUUGCAAGCGAAUAAAGGACACUGUUCAGAAAUUGGCCUCAGAUCACAAGGAUAUCCACAGUAGUGUUUCUCGUGUUGGGAAAGCUAUUGACAAGAAUUUUGACUCUGACAUCAGCAGUGUGGGAAUAGAUGGAUGUUGGCAGGCUGAUAGCCAGCGAAUUUUGAAUGAGGUGAUGGUAGAACACUUUUUUCGGCAAGGAAUGCUAGAUGUAGCUGAAGAGCUUUGUCAGGAGUCUGGGCUUUCAAUAGACCAAAGUCAAAAGCAACCAUUUGUGGAGCUGAACCGAAUACUGGAAGCACUUAAAGUUAAAGUUUUGAGACCUGCAUUAGAGUGGGCUGUAUCGAACAGAGAAAUGCUUAUGGCACAGAAUAGCUCAUUAGAGUUUAAACUACACCGAUUAUAUUUUAUUAGUUUAUUAAUGGGUGGAACUUCAAACCAGAGAGAAGCUUUGCAGUAUGCUAAAAAUUUUCAACCUUUCGCUCUUAACCAUCAAAAAGAUAUUCAAGUUUUAAUGGGAAGCCUAGUCUACCUUAGGCAAGGAAUAGAAAAUUCCCCAUAUGUUCAUUUAUUGGAUGCAAACCAAUGGGCAGACAUCUGCGACAUCUUUACACGGGAUGCUUGUGCUCUCCUGGGACUCUCAGUCGAAUCACCUCUUAGUGUUAGCUUUUCAGCAGGUUGUGUAGCAUUGCCAGCUCUAAUUAAUAUAAAAGCUGUUAUUGAACAGAGACAGUGCACUGGUGUUUGGAAUCAGAAAGAUGAAUUACCGAUUGAAGUGGACCUUGGGAAAAAGUGCUGGUAUCAUUCAAUAUUUGCCUGUCCCAUCCUUCGUCAGCAAACAACAGAUAAUAACCCACCUAUGAAGUUGGUUUGUGGUCAUAUUAUAUCAAGAGAUGCUCUAAAUAAAAUGUUUAAUGGCAGCAAGUUAAAAUGUCCUUAUUGUCCUAUGGAACAGAGCCCUGGAGAUGCCAAACAGAUAUUCUUCUGAGGACACAAUUCACUCUAGUUUAUGCGUGUGUUUUGGGAGACUAAAACAAGCAAAUGCUCCAUUUUAUGCUGUACAGACCAAGGAGGACUUCUGUGUUUUGUAUAAGCCUAAUGCUCCAGAAAAUUUUGCCAACAUUUAGUGCAGACAUACCGAUUGGAAAAGCUGCUGAAGUAAUAUCUGUUCUAGGGCUUUCACUCAACCCUUGGUCUCCAUAACCGAUCAAGGUACAACACCAGCAAUUGUCAUUCAAUGCAGGGUUUUGUACUUAAUUGUGUGGUGACUUCAUUUUUUAAAGACAGACAGAAGCCAGUCAGCAUAUAGGUCUGAUGUUUGUCCUGCUUUUAUCACCCUGAUUGAUAAAUGUCACCAUGAAGAAUGUGUGAGGAGAGUUUUUAUUUCCUUAGCAUGUAAAUAAUUAAGAGAGGAUUUCAGGAAAAUGCGUUUGAUAAAUUUAAUAGUGGUUAUAGACAUAUUUGUAUUUCCGUUGCUAUUGUUUUUCCCAAUCCAAAGCUGUGAUAUUUUGAGGGUUUUUUCUGCUGAACAUUUUCCCCAGCUUUUAAACAGAAUUCCAGUUGAAUGUGCUUAUAUAUAAACUACAUAAAUAUAUAACAAAAGUUCAAAACCAUUGCUAAUUUAGAAAGACAGCAAUUGAAUGAGGACUCCUAGAACCCGGAAUCCCAUUCAUUUUAUUUCAUGAUUGAGAGCUCUUUGUGUAGCUGAGAGUAUUCAAUAAAGUAGAGCUCGGUUUUGGAAAGAAAAAAUUGUCAAUGCAUAAUUGCUCUCCAGCUUUUUUAGUCAUAAUCAAAACUUUGUACUUAAGAUCAGUGUCAUGUACAGUUUGCUAGACAUGAUAGUUGCAUUAUUUAUAAAGGUAUCAGAACCAAAUAAAAUGUUGAUAAUGUCAAUUAUUAAAACGGGGGGAAUAUACGCUUCAGUUAUCUCAAUGAUUCAGUGGCCUCUUCAUUGCAAGACUGAACUGCCAUCAUUUUAGUAGCUAAUAUGUAUUUUGCAAUUCAGAACAUUAUGCUUGUGAUUUGUCCUUAGUGCCUCAGAAGUUUAUAUCAGCUCUUAAAAUUUGCUAAACUUGGUGACAAAGUACAUGUCUAGACUAGGGAUUUAAACUGGUGUUGAGUGUCAUUCUCUUCCCAGUUAAUCUAAAAAUCACAGCCUACAACAGGAGGCAUUUGGAUCACCUCCAUAUUCUUGCCAACUUAGUGUCUAGAAUUUUCUGGUGAAAGCUGUGAUAGACAAACUGAUUUGUGUAUUUACUACAGAUAAUAUCCAAAGGGAGUAUAUGCUUCUAGGUUUGAGGCACAUUAAAUGCAGAUUGGCUGUGCUGUUUUGCAAUAGGGCAAAAGAACAACAAGGUAUGUUACAAUGUAUGAAAUAACCAAUUUGAUAUGGUUAAAAAUGGGUGUAUACUAAAAUAUGAGUUAAAUACAUUUUAUACAGAAAAAUAGUGAUAAAAGGUUUCUGUGCUGUUAGCUCUUGGGUUCAAGUAAAUGGUCAGAACCAUUAAUAAUAUACUGAUGCAUACCGUUCAAACAGAAAAGCAGAUGCUUUAAAUCAGAGAACACUUGUGCUAUCAUUUUAUAAAGAGAGAUAUCACUGCCACAUGUUAAAAUGAGUUCCAUAGGAGUAAUGAUAAAUGACUGAAAAUACAGUACUUUCAAAGUUUUGGUGAAGAUGGAUUUUAACAAGAAAGGGAAUUGUGUAUCUUUGCACUUGAGUGAACCAAAUGUGUAUUUGUGUUAAAAUGGUGUAAGGAAACUUUCACAAAACUGGAAGUGUAACUUGCAGUUCUGCCCAUGAGCAUCCCAAUGCAAUAAUAUCUACAGAUGUUGCAUGAGUGUGGCCCAUUAAUAUCACUAGGACUUGGGUGAACCUAAACAUUUGGUCUGACAGCCAAUGAGUUCUUUAUCGUCCUUUUAGCCCAAAAGAUCAUGCUAAUUUCCCUUCAUUUACUUAAGAAUACAAAGACUGAGACUUCAUAUCAAAAUAUAAGGACUGACAUGAUAUUGAGAGUACUUGAAACUGACAUAGUUUGCUCUGCCUCAUGCUUGUGAUGAACAUACUUAUUGUUAGCUAUCCAAUUCUAGGGGGGCUGUUGGUGGAUGACUGCACUAUUUAAAAAUCCAUAUGAUGGUAUAGCAUGAAGGAUGUGAGUUGCUAUUCCAUGUAAUUGCGGGAAUGUACUUGUAUACUUUAAAGAGUUCCUAGGUAUUUAUGAAUUGUGUGUUUUUGGUAUCAUAUUGAACACAUAAGGAAUUCUAUGUGCUUGGACUAGCCCCAGUUUUGGGUCUAUUGAUUCUCAAUGAGUAAAAGAAUUCCUGGGCCUUUUUGUUCUUUCAGGACUACCACGUGUCUUUCCUUUUACCUUUCUUGAAAAUGGGGCAGUAUAAUCAUACGUAAUAAUUAUAUAAAAAUACAGAUACCUCCUUUCACAAUGACAAGCCCACUUGGUUUGUGAUAGCUCUAAUUUUAGUGUACCAUAUGUUUAAAUUAUUUUACUGUUUCUAAUCUUAUAAGCCAUUUUAUGAAUCUACUUGAAAAUUAUACUUAUUGUUUCAGUUGCAGCUCCGGGUCUAGGCAUACAUUUAUUUAUUUAGGGAUUUGCUGCCAUAUUCCCAACAGCAAGAGUGAUUCACAAGAAUGCGAUCUAGCAUGGUGUAAUGGUUUAAGUGUUGAAUUGGUGUUCUGGGUGCCCAAAAUUUGAAUCUCUUUUCUACUAGGUGAUCUUGGGAAAGUCAACGCUCUCAGCCUCAGCAGUGGCAAAUCUCCUCUGAAGAAAUCUUGCCAAGAAAACCCUAUGCUAAGUUUGCCAUAAUUCAGAGUUUAAUGGAAGGGACAUUAUGACAAACAUUGUUAAGAAUUUGUAGUUCCUGUUCAGCAAACUUUUCCCCAUUGCUUUGAGAGUGAGGAAAUACCAUCAUUGCUUAAGGAAACAUUCAUUUGUGUUGAUGAGGAAAGAUGAAUUUAACAAUGUAGAAAUGGAUAAUCAUUAACAUUACAAGAAAUUUUUUACAUAUGAACAUGUUCUGUCGUGUAAUAUGUUCAUGUGAACCGUGGUGUGCUUUUAAUAGCCACUAUAAAGAAUUUUGUGUUCAGCAUGGAAACUAAGACUCCAUUUUGGCAGCUCUCUGCUUAUGAAAACGUGAUGAAUUCUUGAAUAUGAAAAUGAUAUAAUAGGUAGAGCUUCACUCGACCUGCAAUCUUUACAGUGAUGUAUUACGUUUUACUGGCACUGUAAUGAGUAAAAAUAUUUGGUAAAGUU
Anolis carolinensis (green anole) is the source of this 4625-nucleotide messenger RNA. RefSeq names its product required for meiotic nuclear division 5 homolog A (gene rmnd5a). Bases 176 to 1351 code for a protein of 391 amino acids. NCBI's taxonomy places the organism in Eukaryota, Metazoa, Chordata, Lepidosauria, Squamata, Anolidae. The transcript is spliced from 9 exons. Gene Ontology annotation, molecular function: ubiquitin protein ligase activity; protein binding. Gene Ontology annotation, cellular component: nucleus; cytoplasm; GID complex. Gene Ontology annotation, biological process: proteasome-mediated ubiquitin-dependent protein catabolic process. The record is from RefSeq and is a predicted model, not a curated record.